AUCUUUGACUGCUUAGUGGCGCCAUCUGAGUCACCAAAUCAACGUUUCACUGGAGGGAACUGGCCUCGCCUGAGCGUUUUUAAAUUCACGUUCGGUUUUAUCAGUUUCUUUUGUUUGUAAACAAUGUCCGAUAGUGGGGAGCCCUUACGUCGUUCCACGAGGAUCAGAACGAAAGUCAGCCUGAGUGAUAAUGAAGAACCAUUAACUCCAUCAAAAACUAGAGGGAUCCAGACACCUUCGUCAAGGCUCAGACCAAGAAGAAACAGUGGACCCAGUGGCAGCCAACCUUCUACUCCCGCCAAAACACCUGGUACGAAGAAUGGAAGGCUGAGAAAAACAAGUUCCACAAGUGUUGAGUCCGAACCAUUGCCAAGUCAAAGAAAAGAAGAACUCGAAAGGGAGCUCGAAACGAUCGAGGAAGACGUCCAAAAGCCUAAAGAGCUCUUCGACAAUGACGAUAUCAGUGGCACUAAGAUAUAUGGGUUCCAAACUCCCUCUAGAAAGAACGCCAUGGCCCAAAAAGCACUUCAAUCCCGGACUCCGGCACGACCUGCCACUCCGGAAUCCCGAACUGUUCGCGUACUGGUACAUAAAAUUGAUCCUACGGCACCACCAAAAUCAAUCUUAUCUAACAACUCCACAAAAGAUCCACGGACGAUGAAGAGACAGGUUUAUUUUCCCAGUGAUAGUGAAAGUGAAAGUGUCUCAGAGGACAGUGAAUACGUCCCCUCGAAUAAUGAAGAUGAGGAAGAUGAUGAAGAGGACGAAGACAAAGAAGGGGAGAAUGGAACUGCUGAAGAUUCUGAGGACGAUAACAACAGUGAGGAUGAAACACCGAAGAAAAAUUUAAAAAGUUUCAAAAGGAAAGUUCCAGUGCCGAUCACUCCUUGUAGAAGAGGAAGAUCAAAAAAUAACAUAGCAUAUCAAGAUUUCACCUUGAAGACCGAUGAAUACUUUUCGAGCCAAGCUGAGAAGGUCCUCACAUCAGACCGUACCUUAAACCGUCUGAAGACUCCUCGUCUCAACCAGGAAAAGCUCCAAGAGCUUCUCAGCAAUCAGAACCACAUAUCAAAAACUCACAAAGAUGGAAUCCAGAAUUUGGCGAACAGUUACAGAUCAAUGUUCCCCAUGUGGUACCACGUGAUGGAGGAGGGUUAUAGUAUCCUGCUGCAUGGUCUAGGUUCAAAGCGAACCCUGAUAAACGACUUCCACAAGGAAAUAAUCGUAGACCAUCCCACACUAGUUGUCAAUGGUUUCUUUCCCAGUUUGACCAUCAAAGACGUUCUCGAUGGGAUAAUAACAGACCUGCUGAGUCUAGAUCCUCCCGCUAAUGCUAACGACUGCUUCAACAUCAUCGAGGAGACCAUGAGGAAGAAUCCAGACGACAAAUUGUACUUAUUGGUCCAUAACAUUGACGGAGCCAUGCUGAGGAACAAUAAAUCACAAGACACGCUGUCUCGUCUUGCUGCAAUAAAAAAUGUGAGACUGUUGGCUUCUGUGGAUCACAUCAACGCCCCCUUGAUCUGGGACAACGUCAAGAGAUCUAGGUACAAUUUCUACUGGUGGGACGCUACGACUCUUCUUCCUUACGAAGCUGAAACCUCGUACGAGGGCUCAUUAAUGGUUCAACAGAGUGGAGCACUUGCUCUCUCAUCUCUCCACAACGUAUUCGCUUCGUUAACUACUAAUGCCAAAGCUAUUUACAUUAUUCUGGUCAAGCACCAGAUCGAAAAUGGCAAAAGUAAUCUCUAUCCAGGAAUGGCCUUCAAGGACCUGUACAGGGGUGCCAGGGAGGGCUUCCUCGUGAGUUCUGAUUUGGUUCUGCGAGCUCAGUUGACUGAAUUCAUCGAUCACAAACUCGUAAAAACUAGAAGAAAUGUCGACGGAGCCGAGUAUCUGGUUAUUCCAUUGAAUAACUCGCUUUUGAAAAAGUUUCUGGAGGAGCAUGGAGAUGAGUGAUAAAAAUCAGUAAUAAUUGUUGAUCAAGAAUAGAACAGUGUGAUUAUCUGAAGGAUUUCUACGGUCCGUAAUUACGAAUCAUUUGUAGAUUCGUGUAUUUUUGAUAAUUUGUAAAUUAUUUGGAAUUAUAUUUUUAUACCUACUUCACAUAUAUUUAA
Molecule: messenger RNA, 2117 nt
Organism: Diachasmimorpha longicaudata
Lineage: Eukaryota; Metazoa; Arthropoda; Insecta; Hymenoptera; Braconidae
Gene: Orc2
Product: origin recognition complex subunit 2
Exons: 4
Coding region: 124-1959 (611 amino acids)
Biological process (GO): DNA replication
Cellular component (GO): nucleus; nuclear origin of replication recognition complex
Molecular function (GO): DNA replication origin binding
Source: RefSeq, a predicted model, not a curated record